CAGCUCUGCAGCUGAGCUUCUGCCUAGACUUAUGUCACUUCGCCGUUGCCUGGGCCAUUGGACGUGGGUGAUGGUCUUUCAUCGAUAAUCUCUCGCCAGCCUGUUGGUCUGUUCUGCCCUUCUCACCUCAGAAUCUAUGCUUCUCCGUGCGCAUUGGCAUAUCUAGCUACACCUCCAUUAACCCUGAUUGAGACUCCAAAGAAAACACAACUGCCAACGAAGUAUUCAAGAUGGCGACCUCGGAUUCCUCCAAGUACACUGAGGGCAGGGUACCGUUCUCGCACCCGAGCUUGCCAAAGCCCUGCGAGACAUGGUAUAAAGUGUACGGGGACCUCAAGUCUUCCUCGACCGGCCGGCCGCUCGUCACUCUUCACGGAGGUCCUGGUAUGGGCCACAAUUAUCUGUCGAACCUCCGGCGCCUUUCAGACGAAUAUGGCAUCCCCGUGGUGUUCUAUGACCAGCUAGGCGCUGGCAACUCGACUCAUCUCCGGGAAAAGAGACUUGACACGGACUUCUGGGUGCCUGAGCUGUUCAUCGCGGAACUGGAUAACCUGCUGGAGCAUCUCGGCAUUUCAGAAUUUGACUUGCUCGGACAGAGCUGGGGUGGGAUGCUCGGUUCUAUGUUUGCGAUUCGCGGAAGCCCGGGCCUCAAGCGGCUUAUCAUCUCCAACUCUCCCGCAUCCAUGAAGCUCUGGGUUGAGGCGUGCAACAAGUGGCGAAGCCUACUUCCAGAAGAUGUUGACAAGGCCUUGACGAAACACGAGGCGAACCAAACAUACGACGACCCCGAGUAUAAAGCGGCCGUGGAAGAAUUCUACAAGCGACACGUCUGCAGGGUGUUCCCAUUCCCACAGGAUCUUCUGGACACGUUUGCGAACGUGGAGAUAGACGAUACUGUGUACUAUACCAUGAACGGGCCAAGUGAAUUUACCGUGAUUGGGAAUUUGAAAAACUGGUCGGUGGUCGAUGAAGUCCACAAGAUCUCGGUGCCCACCCUCCUGCUCAAUGGAGCGUGGGACGAGGCCCGAGAUAGUUGCGUAUAUCCUUUCUUCCAGAUCCCCAAGGUGAAAUGGUACACUUUGCCGGACGCGAGCCAUUGCAGCAACCUCGAGGUUCCCGACAAAUACAUGGAAGUGGUGGCGGAGUUCCUGAAGAAUGCGGCGUGAUCAGACUUCUGGGACAUAUGGGGUGUGGUGGUGCACAGUGUCUAGGCUGGAUAUAUAUCUCAGCCACAAUCGCAAGGCUGUGGCAAGAGAUGAGGGAACUGCUGUCAAUCUUGGUAUCUGCACCACAUCUUUGGGAAUGCCUACGGGCAGCAAGUUCGACAGCAAGUUCCGCUGACAGCAAGAUCGCUUAGUGGUUGGCAGAAGCCAACUACACCUAAUUUAGCUAGUUGCAAUUUCC
Cladophialophora immunda is the source of this 1404-nucleotide messenger RNA. RefSeq lists its product as uncharacterized. Gene Ontology annotation, molecular function: peptidase activity. The coding region runs from base 231 to 1166 and encodes 311 amino acids. The record is from RefSeq and is a predicted model, not a curated record. The transcript is spliced from 7 exons. Lineage: Eukaryota; Fungi; Ascomycota; Eurotiomycetes; Chaetothyriales; Herpotrichiellaceae. Gene Ontology annotation, biological process: proteolysis.